AUGGGCUCGGUGGGAGCUGAGCGCUUCAAGGAGCUGAGCCCAGUGGGGACGCCCGAGGGCAACGUGGUGAUGAGCUUCAGCUUUGACAGCUACCAGCUGGAGGAGGAGGAGCUGCAGAGGGCCAGCCAGACCAAGGGUGUCCUCACCUUCAUGGAGCCAGUUGCUGAGGAACCUGAGCCCCAGGAUCGAUACCAUGGGAUUUAUUUUGCCAUGCUGCUGGCUGGGGUGGGAUUUCUUCUGCCAUACAACAGCUUUAUCACCGAUGUGGAUUACCUGCACCAUAAAUACCCAGGGACCUCCAUUGUCUUUGACAUGAGCCUCACCUACAUCCUCGUGGCCUUGGUGGCUGUCAUCCUCAACAACGCCCUGGUGGAGCUGCUGAGCUUGCACACCCGGAUCUCCGUGGGCUAUCUCUUUGCCCUGGGGCCUCUGCUCUUCGUCAGCAUCUGCGACGUUUGGCUGGAGCUCUUCACCCGCAGACAAGCUUAUGCCAUCAACCUGGUGGCAGUCGGGGUGGUGGCCUUUGGCUGCACAGUGCAGCAAUCCAGCUUCUACGGCUACACGGGGCUGCUGCCCAAGCGCUACACCCAGGGGGUGAUGACGGGCGAGAGCACCGCUGGGGUCAUCAUCUCCCUCAGCCGCAUCUUCACCAAGCUGCUGCUCUCAGAUGAGAAGGAGAACACAGUCAUCUUCUUCUUCAUCUCCAUCGGCAUGGAGCUGACAUGCUUCAUCCUGCACCUCCUGGUGAAACGCACCCAUUUCGUCCGCUACUACACCACCUGCUCCACCAAGGGUCCCCCCGAGCCCCGGGGGGCUGGAGAUCACGGGAGGGGCUACCGUGUCCACCACGAUGUCACUGCCGAGGACAUCCAAUUUGAGAAUCGACCAUGGGGGGGGCAGCCAAGCUCCCCCCGGGGCAGCCCAGGCCCCGAAGCUGAGCUGGCUGGCAGUGGCACCUACGUACGUUUUGAUGUCCCUCGGCCCAAAAUCAAGAGGAGUUGGCCCAGCUUCAGAGACAUGCUGCUGCACCGUUACGUCGUGUCCCGGCUGAUCUGGGCCUACAUGCUUUCCAUUGCCAUGACCUACUUCAUCACCCUGUGCCUCUUUCCUGGGCUGGAGUCAGAGAUCCACAACUGCACACUGGGGGAAUGGCUCCCCAUCCUCAUCAUGGCCAUCUUCAACCUCUCUGACUUCGUCGGCAAGAUCCUGGCUGCCUUGCCCUAUGACUGGAGAGGAACUCACCUCCUUGUCUACUCCUGCCUCCGUGUGGUCUUCAUCCCCCUCUUCAUCAUGUGUGUCUAUCCCAAUGGGAAGCCCACCUUCGGCCACCCAGCCUGGCCCUGCAUCUUCUCUCUCCUCAUGGGCAUCACCAAUGGCUACUUUGGCAGUGUCCCCAUGAUCCUGGCUGCGGGCAAAGUGAGCCCAGAGCAGCGGGAGCUGGCAGGGAACACCAUGACUGUGUCCUACAUGACAGGCUUGACGCUGGGCUCGGCCGUGGCGUAUUUUGCCUACAGCCUCACCAGCACCUCCCACAGCUCCUGCUUCUACACCGAGACCUCCAAUGGCUCCUUUACAUCAGGGUACUGAGCCCCUGCGUGGGGCAAUGGGGACAAGAUGGAGACCUUCUUCCCACCGUGGUCCCCACUGUCCCUCUUGGCCCGUGUCACUCCUCAGGGAAGGAUCCUGGAGGCAGAAAGGUGCCCAAGGGCAGCCAGGGACCAGCAUCCCAUUGGCAGGGACACUUCUUGGGGUGACAUUCCUCCCACCCCAGGGACAGUCCCAUUGCUCUUCGGGUGGUUCCCUAUCAGUGAUGUGGAGCCAAGAGGGAAAGUUUUCUCCUGUUUAAGCCAAGCCAUUGCCAGGAGGAAGAAAAUACUGCCAAAUCCCAAAGGGAGUGAGAUCAGCACUGGGGAGGAGGGUGAUGUGGAGGGCUGGGGAGGAAGAGGAGGAGACAGAGAGGAAGGAAACAUUCCCUCAAGCCCUGGUUGUUCUGAGAAGGUGGUCUCAGCUUUGCAGGCACUGCAGGUUUUCACCAAGGCUUGAAACCAUCACCCCUCCCCAAAGAGGCCAAGUGCUGUGUCAAACACCCAGGAACUUACUUCUGCUGGCUGGGAAAGAAGUUAUUUUUCUUUUUUUCUGUUGUGUCUUGUUUUUUGCCCCCUCUAACUGUGAGAGGCAGGGUCUUGCCUCCCCAAGCCCCAAGUUGUGGGUCUACAAUGGGCCAGAGGGGAGUCUCAAGGCCACAGUGCUGCAGAUGCUGCCCAGGGGCUGCUGCUGAGCUUCAGGAUUUUUGCAAGGGACGCAAGUGACAUCUGCAAUGAUGCUCGGUCUCGGCUGCUGGUGAUGGACAAACAGGCAGAGCAUUAAUCCUGCUCCCUGUCCUCUAGGGUCUUGGGGUGUCCCUUGUGUUGCUCUCCAUAUCCUAGAUUCCAUCCAUCACCUGGGACAGAUGGAUUUGUCACCAGGUCCCAUCAAACCCCUACCAGCCUGCAAAGUGCAACACUUUAGUUGGUAGUAAGCAAGAGAAAGAAGGGGCUGAGAGGAGCAGAAACCAUCUGCAGAAGUUACCAGCACCAGAGGCUGCAGCUUUUUUGGGACUGGCUACUACUCCUAGUGCCAGGGGUCAGCAGGUGCCACCUCCCAAGGAAGCAAAGACCAAGGAUUGGAGGUGGCAGGAGCAAGAGUCAGCAAGCACCAGGCUUGGCACCCCUGACCCAGCCCCACCAUGCCAAACCCCCAGCUGGCUGAAGUGCAGCUUACACCAAAAGGAGCAAAUCCAGCACUUGAUCCUCAAAACAUGGUCCCUGCAGGGCUCAAGGCAGGGAAGUCACUGUGCCCAUGGCUCCCCCAAGAGCCAUGUGGCACCUGGGUUGUUGGGUCUUUCCCUAAACACAAGGUAAGGGCUGAGCCAAAAAGAGACCAUGGCCACCAAGGGCUGAACAACCCUGCAGUCAGGACAAGUGAUACAAAGAAAGAUGCUUCAUUGGGUUGCUUUUUUUUUUUUUUUCAAUUAUUUUUUUUUUUUUAUGAAAAAAGAUCACACUGAGUUCUCCAACAAACAGAAUGCCAAAAAAAAUUUUUUUUAAACAAAACAUAAACAAAACAAACAAACAAAAAAAAAGACAAAAACCUGGCUCUCCUUUCCUCUCGAUUGUCUGAAAUAUCCUUGUGUUCCAUAGAAGGCAGUGGGUUUUAAGUGCUUUCUAUUUAACAUUAGCAUAAAAUCUCUCUCGCGCGCUCUCUCUCUCGCUCUUUAAAAUAUGCUCACACAAUUUGCUUCUAGAAGUACAGUACACUUUGAGCGUGGGGGGGUGUGCCUGUUCCCAGAUCAUUUA
Calypte anna (Anna's hummingbird) is the source of this 3335-nucleotide messenger RNA. RefSeq names its product solute carrier family 29 member 4 (gene SLC29A4). Lineage: Eukaryota; Metazoa; Chordata; Aves; Apodiformes; Trochilidae. Gene Ontology annotation, molecular function: monoamine transmembrane transporter activity; nucleoside transmembrane transporter activity. The transcript has 10 exons. Bases 1 to 1587 code for a protein of 528 amino acids. Gene Ontology annotation, cellular component: plasma membrane. Gene Ontology annotation, biological process: nucleoside transmembrane transport. The record is from RefSeq and is a predicted model, not a curated record.